Molecule: messenger RNA, 2841 nt
Organism: Armigeres subalbatus
Lineage: Eukaryota; Metazoa; Arthropoda; Insecta; Diptera; Culicidae
Exons: 4
Coding region: 1-2841 (946 amino acids)
Source: RefSeq, a predicted model, not a curated record
AUGGAGAAUGAGAGACGGGCAUUGGAACUUCAGAAGAUACUCCAUAAGAAGCGACUGGAGCACCAAAAGGCAUUGUUUUUAAUGCGCCAACAAGCCGAACAGGAACAGCGGGAAAUGGAUUUGGAGUACGAAAAGGAGCAGAUGGAGCUACAAGCGGCCAAGGUAGAAGCGCACCAGAAAAAAAAACGUGAUGAAGUGUGGAAGGAAGUUCGCGGGAAGCUGGAGAAAAUGAAUAUUGAUCCGGUCAAGAAAUAUGUAGAAAGGCAGUAUAAAACCGAAGGAGCUUUAGGGGGCGAAGAUGAAAGAAUAAAAGGCGAGAAGAAGGAAAGGUCGAGGGACGCGAUUUCGGAGACAAGAGAUCGGGAGAUCGAGAAACUCGAGAAACGAAAGUCGGGUAGAUCAGACCGAGAAAAAGAAGAGCUGUCGAACAAACGCGAGGAUUUUAGAGGAGCCUUCAGAAAGUACUCUACACCGAAAGCAUCAGACGUGGCUCCACUGAUCUACCGAAGAAGAAAAGACUCGUCAAUUGCAAAGAGCAGCAGCGUCAGCGAAUACUCUGGUGAAUCAGAAGAAGUAGAAGAAGAUAGCUCGUCGGAAGAGGAAGAGAAUUUCGAAAAGGCUCCAAAGGAAACUUAUCAUAGACCAAGUAAAGCUCAACUAUCAGCUAGACAAUUUCUGUCGAAAAAACUCCCGACAUUCACUGGACGGCUCGAAGAAUGGCCAAUGUUUAUAAGUGCCUACGAGACAUCCAAUGCAGCGUGUGGGUUUUCCAAUGUCGAAAAUCUUGCUCGACUUCAGGAGUGCUUAAAAGGGCAAGCACUGGAGGCGGUUCGAAGCAGGCUACUACUUCCUAGUGCAGUUCCGCAUAUUAUCAAAACAUUGCGAAUGCUGUACGGUAGACCUGAUCAGUUGCUCAACAUGCUACUAGUGAACGUUCGGAAGGCACCUUCCCCGAGAGCUGACAAACUGGCAUCAUAUAUCAAGUUCGGCGUCGUCGUUCAGCAACUCACCGAUCACUUGGAGGCGACCGGUCUAACUGCACAUCUCGUAAAUCCAAUGCUGAUCCAGGAGCUGACAGAAAAACUGCCGGCCAAUACGCAAUUGGAGUGGGUGCGGUAUAGGAGGAAAUCCAAGAUCGUAACGCUGCGGACUUUGUCCAAUUUUCUAUCACGAAUCGUCAAUGAUGCUAGCGAGAUUACACCGUACAGCGAGACUGCAACCGUCGCCGUCGAUCAAGCAUUUCGGAGGAAAAAGGAAAGAAGGGAACAGGAGGGAUUCUUGCACACGCAUAGUUCCGACACGAGCGACCAAGCAAGUUUGUCAACAAAUGUCCAGCAAAGGGAAAAAAAGCCAUGUCGAAUUUGUGGUCGCUGCGAUCACCGGAUUCGAAACUGCGAAGCCUUCAAAAGACUCAGGCUGCCGGAAAGAUGGGAAGCGGUACGAAAGUGGAAGUUGUGUUAUCUCUGUCUCAACGAACACGGAAGUGCCCGAUGCAAGUUGAAUUUCCGAUGCAACGUGAAUCGUUGCAAUGAACGUCACAACCCGCUGCUGCACAUCGACCAAACGGUCAGCACAAACUGUAACAUUCACUCGCUUCAACGACAAUCGCGUUCUUGGACGAAGGGUCGUCUUACGUUGGUGGAAAAGUCGCUGGUGCACGCACUGCACGCCAAGGGUGUGACGCAGCCACUUCGAGUAACCUGGACAGCAGGAGUGACGAGAAUAGAGAAGGACUCACAACGAGUGGAGUUGAACAUAUCGGCAAGAGGCUCAUCGCAGCGUUUCCGUAUUAUGGCUGCUCAUACAGUAGACAACCUGAAGCUACCGCAACAGACUGUCACGAUGUCCAACGUAAUCAAUGACCACUCUCAUUUGCGAGGAUUGCCGGUCGCAGAUAAUUAUCGAGGAGCGCCGCAAAUCCUCAUUGGACUGAAGGACAUUCACCUUUAUGCACCUCUCGAAUCCAGGAUUGGCAAACCAGAUGAACCGAUUGCUGUGCGAUCAAAACUUGGGUGGACAAUUUACGGUCCUUCCUCUGCAAGCGGAUCUGACUCUGGAGUAAUUGGACACCAUCACUGCGAAGCCGUUUCGAAUCAAGAGCUGCAUGAUCUACUGCGAAGUCAUUUCAAGCUAGAAGAGUCGGUGAUUUCCGUAGCACUGCUACCGGAAUCUGACGAAGACAAGCGAGCGAAGGAUAUCCUCAACAAAACGACUGUACGUGUUGGCGACCGUUUCGAGACGGGAAUGUUGUGGAAAGAGGAGCAAGUGCGAUUUCCGACAGCUACCCGAUGGCCAACGCAGCAAGAGUUGGAGGAGUUCGAACCUCAAGAAGUGUGCUACUUGCCGCUAAGCGUGGUAGUGCACCCGAAGAAGCCGGGAAAGGUUCGUUUAGUGUGGGACGCGUCGGCCGUGGUAAAUGGAGUGUCGUUUAACUCGAAGCUACUGAAGGGACCAGACAUGUUAACUCCGCUUCCAAACGUGUUAGCAAAAUUUCGAGAGCGAAUGGUAGGAUUCGGUGGCGACAUUAAAGAGAUGUAUCUUCAAGUGCGUGUAUGUAAGGCAGAUAAGCGAGCGCGGUUUGUUUUCCGAGAAAGUCCAUCGAAAGUAGUAAAGGUUUACGUUAUAGACGUAACGUUGUUCGGAGCAACCAGCUCCCCUUGUACAGCUCAAUUCGUUAAGAAUCGUAACGCGCAAGAGUAUGCGGUGCAAUUUCCAGAAGCAGCCAGAGCGAUAGUAGAGAACCACUACGUGGAUGACUAUUUUGAUAGUGUGGACACGAUUGAAGAAUCGGUGAAGCGGACUCAAGAAGUGAAGUAUGUUCAUGCAAAAGGUGGAUUCUAG